UGAUGAUGAUCCUGCUCGUGCUGCUUCUCGCCGUCUCUGUUCUCUGGUGAAAGUGGCCACUGCUGUUAGGAAGAGAAAUAGAGAUGUAGAGGGCGGAAGAGAAUGUUUUCCAUGUUUAUGCUUAAAUAUGCAAAGGGGCGUGGCCAGGCUCACAGAGUUCAGGGCCAGGAGAGAAACGGCACAUGUGUGUGUAAGGUGAACAGCACAGUUUGGGCUUUUCCUACUGCAAAGUAUGACGGUGUGACAGAACUGCUGCAGAACUGCCAAAACUCACAGCAGCAUCUCCAAACACAGACAGCUGCAAGCGAUAUGACGAUGCCAGAGAUGGAGAUGAAGCUGACAAACAUAACACAGCGACUAGAGAAGUACCAGUACCUGAACACUCAGGGUCUGUACAACACUCUACACUUAAAGCAGUUCAGCCUGGAGAUCCAGCACCUACAUGACACCAUGAGUAACGUAAAACCUGGUAGGGAGGCACAGCAGAUACGCACAGAGUUGCAGAAGUUUCAGAAGGAUGUGGAUAAGAUGUACAAGAAAAACUUCUACAACAUGGAAACAGUAAGGGAGAAGUUACGCUCUCUAAAUAACCGCGUUCAGACCUGCAGGACCAUCCCUCAAGACUUCCUCAGCUCUUGUUCUCAGCGUAUGAUGACAAAUAUUAGUGCUCCAGUGGUCACUAAAAUGAACCCAUUCAGUACGUCUUAUAUCGCUGGAGCUUGGGGUCAUGACAUCUAUAAUGAUACUGAGAAUUAUUGGAUCCAGCCUCUAGCUAGUGGGCACAGGAUGGGCAUCAGUGUGCGCUUUUACAAGACUUAUGAAGACUUUAUGGCUGAAAGGAACCACAAAGAUGAAUCAGUCACUGACUCAUACACUCACGCUAACGCCAUUCAGGGUCCAGGGACCAUCGUUUAUAAGGGUGUAGUGUAUUAUCAGUGCUAUAACACGCCUGAACUCUGUGCCUUUGAUGUAAAAACCAAGCAAUUCCGACGUCUCGCACUUCCUGAUGCCGGAUUCAACAACAAAUUUCCCUACUGCUACUACAACUGCUUCGACUGGACGGAUAUCAACCUCUCGGCUGACGACAAGGGCUUGUGGGCAAUUUACGCCACGGAAGCAAACCACGGGAACAUGGUGGUGAGUCGAGUGGACUUCGAUAACUUUAACGUAACACACACCUGGAAGACACGUCUGUUCAAGCGCUCGGUGACCAACGCCUUUAUGGUGUGUGGGGUGCUUUACGCAACUCGCUUCAUAAACACCUACAAAGAAGAAGUGUUCUACGCCUUCGACACGACCACAGGGGCCGAGAACAACAUGCUCUCAAUCCCUAUUGAGAAAGUAGCAGGGGGCGUCGCCAACCUUCACUUCAACCCCAUAGACAUGAAGCUCUACAUGUACAAUGGUGGCUACAUGCUCGCCUACCGAGCUUACUUCUGAAAUAUAGAUGUAAUGCAACAUGAUCACCAGUAUAAUAUAGAAUCAGACUGAAACUUCAUUACAUGCAGUGAAUUGGUUUUUGUCUCAUUUAAACUUAUAAAUUCUUUUAUCAUGCUUUGUUUCUAGCCUUAACAUACGGCACUGACUGAAAUUGAUAUCACAUCCAAUUACAUUUUAUUUGUUUAUUGCUUUUUACAAUUGACAUUGUCUCAAAGCAGCUUUACACAGAUAAUGUGGUAAUAAAAAAUGAAUAAGAUUUCCUCCAUCCACUUCGCUAUGAACAAGUCCUGCAACUAAACUGAAUGGUUUAUUGCUUAUCUUUUACAAUUUAACUGGAAUUGUGAUCUAUAUAAAACAUAUGUACUGUUUGAGUUUUGUAAAGUGGUAUACUGCUCCCCCCUGCAUUGCUCAGAGCGAGCUUUGAAAGUAGAGCUUCAAUAAAUAGAAAUGAAUCUUU
This is a messenger RNA of Silurus meridionalis, 1897 nucleotides long. Its product is annotated as olfactomedin-4-like. Lineage: Eukaryota; Metazoa; Chordata; Actinopteri; Siluriformes; Siluridae. Gene Ontology annotation, biological process: signal transduction. Bases 103 to 1440 code for a protein of 445 amino acids. The transcript has 6 exons. The record is from RefSeq and is a predicted model, not a curated record.